AUGGCGCUUAAGACCCAGUGUGGCAACGCCCCUGCCUUUGCCCUCAUUGCUCUCAAUUCUGAGAGUAGCUCAAGACUGGGCACAAGGAGGAGGCGGAACAGGCAGGCAGAGUCGCGGCGGGGAGGCGGGGGGCUGUCGGGAGAGCGGAGCGAGGCUCAGGAGGAACCCGAGACGCGCCCCACCGAGCCUGGACCUCCACGCCCAGUGCGUCUGUCUGUCCUGCGGGCUCUGAGGUCUCUGAAGUCACCUGCUCUGCUGGGGACCAUGAGAGGCAGCGCCAAGACCCUGACCUUCACCGCCCUUCUCUGCCUCGGGCUGUGCUGGAGCCCGUGGGACCAGGGACAACCAGAGGUUCUCCCCAAACCCUCCAUCCGGGCCGACCCAGGCACCAUGGUCGCCCAGGGGAGCCCGGUGACCAUCUGGUGUCAGGGGUCUCUGCUGGCGGAUAUCUACCGUCUGUAUAAAGAGAGGAGCUCUGUAUACUGGGACGUUUACACCCCACAGGGCUCCAGGAACGAGGCCAGGUUCCACUUUGCAGCCUCGAGCUCAAGUGCGGCUGGGCAGUAUCAGUGUGCCUAUCACACCAGGCAUGGCUGGUCAGUGACGAGUGACCCCCUGCCCCUGGUGGUGACAGGAGUGUACAAGGCGCCCUUCCUGUCCGCCCAGCCCAGCCCUGUGGUGGCCGCAGGAGGCAGCGUGUCCCUCACGUGCAGUUCACAGUAUGAAGGGGGCACGCUGCACCUGCUGAAGGAGGGAGGCGCUGAGCUGCUCCGAUACAGAACACUGAGGAACUAUGGGAACCAGGGGCGGGAAGAGGCUGUGUUCUUUGCGGGCCCCGUGACCGCCUCCCACGGGGGCACCUACAGGUGCUAUGACGCUCCCAACUCCCAGCCCUAUGUGUGGUCGCGCCCCAGUGACCCUCUGCGUCUCCAGGUCACAGGCCUGUCCAGGGCCCCCUCCCUCUCCGCCCAGCCCGGCUCGCUCGUGCUCCCCGGAGACAACCUGACCCUCCAGUGUCGCUCAGAGGCCGGCUCUGGCAGCUUCGCUCUGACCAAGGACGAGGGGCUCAGCCCUCCCCUCCAUCUAGAAGGGCAGCAGAGCCCCGACUUCCCCCUGGGCCGUGUGAGCCAUGCCCACGGGGGCCGGUACAGAUGCUACAGCGGACACAACCUCUCCUACGUGUGGUCGGCCCCCAGCGGCCCCCUGGACAUCCUGAUCGUGGGUGAGGCGCCCCUGAAACCCUCCCUCUCUGCCCUCCCGGGGGCCUCAGUGCCCCAGGGAGAGAACGUGACCCUGCAGUGCCGCUCUGAGGUCCAGUCAGACACCUUCCAUCUGUCCAAGGAGGGGUCGCUCGCUGCUCCCCAGCACCUUCGUCUGCAGGACCCGGCUCCACCCGUUCAGGCCAACUUCACCCUGCGUGCUGUGACCUCAGCCCACAGUGGGACCUACAGGUGCUACAGCUCACAGAGCACCGCCCCCCACCUGCUGUCGCUCCCCAGCGACCCCCUGGAGCUCCUGGUCUCAGGCCUCACGUGGUACCUGAGCGUCCUCAUCGGGGUCUUGGUGACCUUCGUCCUGCUGCUCCUCGUCCUCCUCAUCCUCUUCCUCCGACACCGGGGUCAGGACAGACACAGGAAGUCAGCGGCCGCAGCAUCAGUGCUUGAGGACAGAGGCAAGCAGAAGAGCUCCAGCCCAGCUGCUGACGCCCCGGAGGAGAGCCUGUACUGUGCCGUCAUGGAAGACGCACGGCCAGAGCAUGGCAGAGUGCGGGACAGUCAGGCUGCCACACCUGAAGCCCCCCAGGACGUGACCUAUGCCGAACUGGACCACUCCGCUGUCAGACAGGGGGCGACUGCACCCUCCAACCCACAGUCAGGAGAGCGCCCAGCAGAGCCCAGCGUGUACGCUGCUCUCGCCUUGCACUAGCCCAGGACGACCCAGACCCCACCUCCAGGGACCCAGGAGCUGCCCCCACGGACACUCAGUGCAACCCCAGCCAGCCUGGAGUCCUGACACCAGCCGCUCUGGGACCUCCUGAAGGUAGGCUAGGCUGCGAGCACUCUCCUGCACACUGCAGUGACUUGGCAAAUCCUGAGCUGUAAGCCGGAGAAUGGCUGCUGACUGGCAGCAGAGCCCCAAGCCCCCAGAGCAGGACUUGGGU
Messenger RNA from Budorcas taxicolor (takin), 2161 nucleotides. Its product is annotated as leukocyte immunoglobulin-like receptor subfamily A member 3. NCBI's taxonomy places the organism in Eukaryota, Metazoa, Chordata, Mammalia, Artiodactyla, Bovidae. The record is from RefSeq and is a predicted model, not a curated record.